This is a messenger RNA of Trypanosoma theileri, 1908 nucleotides long. RefSeq lists its product as uncharacterized. Bases 1 to 1908 code for a protein of 635 amino acids. The transcript has a single exon. The record is from RefSeq and is a predicted model, not a curated record. Lineage: Eukaryota; Euglenozoa; Kinetoplastea; Trypanosomatida; Trypanosomatidae.
AUGACACUCAAUCCCAAUGCCGUGCCGUGGUCAGGAGCAGAGGCCAACGCCGAUCCAACAGGAGAGCCUGUCCACCAGCGAAUGGCUGGACCGCAUGAUCCCCGUUAUCACGGGUACUCCUCUUAUUAUCAGAACCAACCCCCACACUCCGUGCCUAUGAUGGUACCCCCGCAGUUCCCACGCCAUAUGAUGGGAGGUCAAGGAUUUCACAAUGCCGCCCAUCACGGUGGUCCAGCAAUGCCUUUACAUAAUCCACCAGUGCAACCCUACAACGCUGGAAGGUCAAGAGCGCAGCAAUAUAAUGCAGCUCCAAUGAGUCAUAUGCAACCCAGUGCGACACCUUCAUACCGAAAAGCAAAACCGGUUGUUAUUGUAGUCUUUGGAUAUCGUCGUGUGGGAAAAACAUCCGUGGCGCAACAUAUAGCAGAGACAUACAAAUGCAAAUAUAUUUCUCUAAAGCCAAAGGAUAAAGAAAGUGAUCCUUCUCCUGCAGAGUUUGUUGCUCCCUUGGUUGAUCUACUCUCUCGUAAAAACACUUUUGAGGGUAUUGUGAUUGAUGACAUUGUUUUGAGAAACAAAUUUGAACCUUAUUAUGUACAAUCUGUUCUUCAGAAAAGUGGAUUGAAAAUUGAUGUGGCAGUUGUUCUUGAUAAUGAUUUGGAAAAUACAAAAGAAAGAGGGGUGGAUUACACUGAUGCGUCUGCAAAACAGUUGCAUCCUGAAAGCUAUGAAUUUUGUGCGAAUUACCUUCAGGGAGAACCUAUUCUUGUUGUUGAAUGUCGUGAUAAAACUUUGGAAGAAGUUGUCGCUGACGCUUCAAGACAAGUGGGUUCUGUUAUUACAAUGAAGGAUACAACUAUAACGCUAAAAGAUGUGGAACUUAUGCCAAAGUGUCCACUUGAGCGCAAUCCAAAUUUUGUUACUGAAAUAUUGGAAGCUCAAAAUCAAUUGUUAAAUCUUAAUAAAGCCGCUUUGUUUCCCUAUUCUGAACCAAAUUAUCUAUUAGAUUAUGCUUUUUUCGUACGUCAUGCUUAUGCUUUUCGAAGCUAUAUGAUAACUCCAUGGAUGCAGGGCGAUAAAGUAAUUUUAAUUGGAUAUCAAAAUGCUGUUUAUAUUCAUUUACCUUCAUACAGAAUAAUAUUCCGAUUUACUGAAGCUCCAUCAACGUUAUUACGCUUGGCGAAAGAAAAAGCAGGUGAUCAUGGAGUUGGAUUCAUUUUUGAGGCUACUUUUGCCGAAAAUAAAUUGUACAUAUCGGAUCUAUUCAUGUUGGGAGAUCUUAAGGGUUCAGAAAUGCUUGUUAAUGAGCGUGUUGACGCAAUGAAGGAAAAUUUAAGUGAUUUGGAUGAUGAAACGGUGAAAUUACUUCCUUGGUAUCCUGUUCAAUCUAUGGAAACGUGUCAAUCUGAAAAUCCAGAAGCUAAUGGUGUGCUUUUUGUUAAUCCAGAGGGAGUAAUGUUUGGUGAAUAUGACAGUCGAAACUUUUUGUACUUUUUACACAGAAAAAGGACUGUUGACCUUCGUAUUUGGAACGGAAAUUUCAGCAACGGUUCUUGGACAUUUGACGCUUAUUUUGAAGAAUCUGGUAAAGAAAAACUUAUUGAGGGUGUCCCUGUUCAUAUUUCUGAUGCUGAUGUUUCAAGUUAUUGUAUUAAUGAUGGAAAUAUUCUCGCAUGUGCGCUUGAGGACCAUCAUACCGGACCGAAUAAAGCGAAGAAAGGUACCAAACACUAUGUAUUUCAGAGCCGCUGCAAUUGGAUGCUAAGACCCACCAGUGUUUUUAGGCAAGAGUUCUUUGUAAAAGAUCCAAAAUGGCCAUUGGAACGUGCGUCUCAGGCCUGCUCUUCAAUUAAAUAUAUUUGCCCGACACGCCCAGAGGUAACAGCAACUGCAACCGCAGACGGAUAG